AUGACGGCGAGAGGCACGGAGGGCAACGUGAUGGGGCUGUUGCUGAGGGAGAGGAUUGUGUUCCUCGGAAGCAGCAUCGACGACUUUGUGGCUAAUGCUAUCAUGAGCCAGUUGCUAUUGUUGGAUGCCCAAGACCCCACUAAGGAUAUCAGGCUCUUUAUUAAUUCCACUAGUGGCUCUCUCAAGUUAGACGAGCCCCUUCUCCUCUCCGAUACUAUUACUAAAGAAGAAGGACAGUUGCUGGCGGAUGUGUGUCGAUUAUUGAGCACUCAACGCCAUUACAAUUCGCGAUCGUUUCCAAUGUCAACUAUAGACGAGUUAUUGGAAGACCUUGGCAAGGCUUCCUGGUUCACCAAGUUGGACCUUCGUCAAGGUUUCCAUCAAAUUCUGAUGGUUGAAGAAGACAUUUCCAAAACGGGCUUCCGAACAAAUCAUGAGCACUACGAAUACCAUGUUAUGCCUUUUGGAUUGUGUAAUGCCCCUUCUACUUUUCAAGCUACUAUGAAUGCUCGCCUUUAG
Messenger RNA from Glycine soja, 519 nucleotides. Its product is annotated as ATP-dependent Clp protease proteolytic subunit-like. Bases 1 to 519 code for a protein of 172 amino acids. The record is from RefSeq and is a predicted model, not a curated record. Lineage: Eukaryota; Viridiplantae; Streptophyta; Magnoliopsida; Fabales; Fabaceae. Gene Ontology annotation, biological process: proteolysis. The transcript is spliced from 2 exons. Gene Ontology annotation, molecular function: ATP-dependent peptidase activity; serine-type endopeptidase activity.